This is a messenger RNA of Grosmannia clavigera kw1407, 774 nucleotides long. RefSeq names its product ubiquinol-cytochrome c reductase iron-sulfur subunit precursor. Gene Ontology annotation, cellular component: membrane. Gene Ontology annotation, biological process: mitochondrial electron transport, ubiquinol to cytochrome c. The record is from RefSeq and is a predicted model, not a curated record. Gene Ontology annotation, molecular function: quinol-cytochrome-c reductase activity; 2 iron, 2 sulfur cluster binding. The transcript has 2 exons. Bases 1 to 774 code for a protein of 257 amino acids. NCBI's taxonomy places the organism in Eukaryota, Fungi, Ascomycota, Sordariomycetes, Ophiostomatales, Ophiostomataceae.
AUGGCUCCUCUCACGACGGCAUCGCGCCUGCUUGCGCGGUCGGCCGUUUCCGCCCGGAGCUGCCAGGCACCGUCGACGCCGCGGGCGCUUGUCGCCGCCGCCGGCACGACCGCUACGGGCCCGUCGCCGUCUUCGUCCUCGUCCUUCAGCACGUCCGUGGCCCGCGCCGAGGCUGCCGGCAGCAGCUACACGUUCAAGAGCCCGUUCCGCGGCUCGUCCAAGGCCGAUAGCGUGCCGAGCUUUGGCGACUACCUGAGCAAGAACAGCGGCAGCACGAACCAGCUGUUUGGCUACUUUAUGGUCGGCACGCUCGGCGCCAUCUCGGCCGCCGGCGCCAAGUCGACCGUGCAGGAAUUCCUCGUCAACAUGUCCGCAUCGGCCGACGUGCUGGCCAUGGCCAAGGUCGAGGUCGACCUCAACACGAUCCCCGAGGGCAAGAACGUGAUCAUCAAGUGGCGCGGCAAGCCCGUCUUCAUCCGCCACCGCACCGAGGCCGAGAUCGCCGAGGCCAACACGGUCAACAUCCAGAGCCUGCGCGACCCCCAGGCCGACGCCGACCGGGUCAAGCGCCCCGAGUGGCUCGUCAUGCUGGGCGUCUGCACCCAUCUGGGCUGCGUGCCCAUCGGCGAGGCCGGUGACUAUGGCGGCUGGUUCUGCCCCUGCCACGGCUCGCACUACGACAUCUCUGGCCGCAUACGAAAGGGCCCGGCUCCGCUGAACCUCGAGAUCCCGCAGUACGACUUCCCCGAGGACGAACGGCUGGUGAUCGGUUAA